Schistosoma spindalis is the source of this 3281-nucleotide messenger RNA. The record is from the annotation of a GenBank genome assembly. NCBI's taxonomy places the organism in Eukaryota, Metazoa, Platyhelminthes, Trematoda, Strigeidida, Schistosomatidae.
GCAGUUUCGUGAGCGUAGCAAACAGAUUGUUGACGGUGGUUACUUUCGUUUCUGGUCAGGCUUAGUAUGUGUGCACUAAAUGCGAAUCAAAGUAAUGAUCCUUUAUCGGGGGAAAGAGUCAAAUCCCAUCGUUUGAUUGUUGACGAACCGAUAAAAGAUGAUAACUCGGUCGUUUAUUUAUCUCAGGCCAAGAUGGAUGCAAUGAGUUUGUUUCGUGGUGAUACUGUCUUGGUCAAGGGUAAGAAACGUAAAGAAACGGUGUGUGUAGCCAUUGUGGACGAGAGUUGCCCAGACGACAAGAUUCGUUUAAACCGUUGUAUUCGCAGUAAUCUACGAGUAAAGCCAGGAGAUAUUGUCAGUUUAAAGAGUCUUCCUGACAUCCUUUAUGGGAAACGCAUUCACGUGCUGCCUAUUGACGACUCUAUUUUUGGUCUUACGGGGUAAUGUCUUGUGUGUGUUAAUAAAUCUCUAGAAAUUUAUAUGAAGCUUUCCUAAAACCAUACUUUUUGGCUGCCUACCGACCUGUACAUAAAGGCGACAUAUUUGUCGUACGUGGUGGGAUGCGAGCUGUCGAGUUCAAAGUAAUUGAAACAGACCCGUCACCUUAUUGCAUUGUUUCUCCUGACACUACUAUUCACACAGAAGGUGAUCCAGUUAAACGAGAGGAUGAGGAGGAAAAGCUGAAUGAAAUAGGUUACGAUGACAUAGGAGGUUGUCGUAAGCAGCUGGCUCAAAUAAAAGAAAUGGUUGAGUUACCUCUUCGUCACCCUCAGCUGUUCAAAGCUAUAGGUGUGAAACCUCCUCGCGGGAUACUCCUCUAUGGACCCCCUGGUACCGGAAAAACCUUAGUUGCUCGGGCAGUAGCCAAUGAAAGUGGAAGCUUUUUCUUUUUAAUCAAUGGGCCGGAGAUAAUGUCAAAAUUGGCCGGUGAGUCGGAAUCUAACCUACGCAAAGCGUUCGAAGAGGCAGAAAAAAAUGCACCGGCCAUUAUCUUUAUUGAUGAGCUUGAUGCGAUCGCUCCUAAGAGGGAAAAAACCCACGGUGAAGUAGAACGCCGCAUCGUUUCUCAAUUGUUAACAUUAAUGGAUGGUCUAAAACAACGGAGCCAUGUAAUUGUCAUGGCUGCUACGAAUCGUCCUAAUAGUGUUGACCCCGCAUUGAGACGCUUUGGUCGUUUUGAUCGCGAAAUAGAGAUAGGUAUUCCUGAUAGUAUUGGAAGACUGGAUAUUUUGCGGAUACACACCAGAAAUAUCCGGCUAGCUGAAGAUGUUGAACUUGAGCAAAUAGCCAAUGAAGCUCAUGGUCACGUAGGAGCUGAUCUAGCUUCGUUGUGCUCAGAAGCUGCUCUCCAACACAUAAGAAAUAAGAUGAAUCUUAUUGACUUAGAAGACGACACAAUUGAUGCUGAAGUAUUGAACUCGUUGGCUGUAACGAUGGAUGACUUUCGUUGGGCUUUAGGAAAGAGUAAUCCGUCCGCUCUUCGCGAGACCACAGUUGAGGUACCAAAUGUCACCUGGGAUGAUAUUGGUGGGUUAGAAAAUGUGAAACGAGAGCUCCAAGAACUGGUUCAGUAUCCCGUUGAACAUCCUGAUAAAUUCCUGAAAUUCGGUAUGACUCCUAGCAAAGGUGUCCUGUUUUAUGGUCCGCCAGGUUGUGGUAAGACCUUGUUGGCAAAGGCGAUUGCGAACGAAUGCAAAGCCAAUUUUAUCAGCAUUAAAGGACCCGAACUCCUUACUAUGUGGUUUGGUGAAUCUGAAGCAAACGUUCGGGACAUUUUUGAUAAAGCUCGACAAGCGGCACCGUGUGUGCUUUUCUUUGAUGAACUGGACUCGAUUGCCAAAGCUCGUGGAGGUAGCGUUGGUGAUGCUGGAGGUGCUGCCGAUCGUGUUAUCAACCAACUCCUAACCGAAAUGGAUGGUAUGUCUGCUAAGAAGAACGUUUUUAUCAUUGGUGCCACUAAUCGCCCAGAUAUUAUUGAUGGGGCCAUCUUGCGUCCUGGAAGACUUGACCAACUCAUUUACAUUCCACUGCCAGAUGAAGCCUCAAGAGUUAAUAUUCUAAGAGCUAAUUUAAGAAAAUCCCCGAUUGCAAAGGAUGUCGACAUUAAUUUCUUAGCAAAAGCUACUCAGGGAUUUUCGGGUGCUGACCUCACAGAAAUAUGCCAGCGUGCAUGUAAACAAGCAAUACGUGAGUCUAUCGAGGCGGAAAAACGUGUUGAAUCUGAAAAGAAAAACAAGCCUAAUGCUAUGGAAGAUGAUUUUGAUCCAGUACCAGAAAUAACUCGUCGUCACUUUGAAGAAGCAAUGCGCUUUGCAAGACGCUCAGUAACUGAAAAUGAUGUACGGAAAUAUGAAAUGUUCGCCCAAACAUUGCAACAGUCAAGAGGAAUAGGUAGUAAUUUCAGAUUCCCUGGAUCAGAUGGUACUGGAAUACCUACAGGUCCCGGUGGUCAAGGAGGAGGAGGAUCAGCCUAUGGAUCUCAAAAUGACGCAGAAGAUUUAUACAAUUAAAUGAUUGUCACAACCUUUUACUUUUCAGUUUAUUGAAAGCUUUAGGCUCAAGCUAUCCUGUGUCAUCAAUUUUCAUCUACUUAUGCCUCUGGUUUGAAUUCUAAUUGCUACUUAGAAGUAAUCAGUUAUGUGACGUCUGAUUGGUUAAUUUUUUCUAACCCUGAACUGUUCCCUUUGUAAUUCAGACAGAAUUUGUACCUGCCAUAUUUCCAUACAUUUAUUUCAUGUUAUUAUUUCUCAUUCUAUUCAGUUAUGUCUACAAUACGUAAUAUUUUCUUUUACUCUUCGAACAUUCGAGAUGGGGCUAUCACACUUACAAGUGAAAUAUCUUUUGAAUAAGUAUUUUCUAGUAGUGUCGAUUCAAGUAGUAUUUUGGGUUCCAAUUCCAUAAACUGUAGAUCAAAUUUUAACGUUGCACUAAAAGAUAAAUCUAAAUUCUUUUUUAUAAGUAAUUACUAUAAUAAACAGGAAAAUUUGAAGUCGAUAUUACCUGUUUCACUUCAAAAUGACUAAUAAGAUUUAAAAGAAGAAAAAUUGAAUAUAUCGACUCUGACGUUAUAAUGAUUCUGGAAAGUCAGAAUUAAAGUGGAAAGUAGUAGAUAACUUCCAUUUUAGGGUAUGUAUUACUAAUUUUAUUUCAUGUAAUAAGUGCAUACGACCUUCGUUCUUACACUUAAUAACGUUACGAGCCUAUAAAUCUCAUAAACUCAAGUCAUAUCCAACAAACUGUUGCAUGAAUUUUUAUUAUUUAUUUUAACACAUAAAUAUCGG